AUGUCUUUGCUUUCAUCACGAGCGCAUCCCUCUGAGAGUUUGCUUCUCAAGUCAAGGCGCUCUCGCUCACUCCUCACCGUGACGGGUCUCUUACAGCCACGCCCUUCCAAGAGCCCAGAGCCUCAGCCAUGUACCGCUCACACAUCCUUCCAAGCCGCGCUUCCUACGGAACUCUGGUGCCUCAUCCUGGAUAUCGUCCCUACACUGGACCUUUUCAGUCUGUACAACACCUCCAGGUACAUGCGAGCGCUCACGGCUCCGCCGCUGGUGCGGGUCAUGGCAUCCAAAUCCCUUCGACUCUACUUUUACCAAGAAUAUGUCCGCCGGGUUGGUAUCGACUUCGUGUUUGACCAUUUUGAUCUAGAACGGGAUCGAGUCGUGUUCCGGCCCCAGAUCAUGGACCAUCAACACCGCUUUCGGUGCGGUUUGACACUGCAGAGUCCACAACUAGAGGAGAUUGCAGUCGAGUCCAUGACGAAAUCGACUAUAGCGACCCAUCAGGUCCAGCUUUCGAGGAGUCGCUACUACAUUGUACUCGAUAACAAAGCCGUACGGGAAUCAGCCUCAACAGCUUCAACAGUAUCUAUAUCUCAAUCAGCAUCAACGUUAGUAGCAUCGAAGCCAUUCCCAACCACAGGUUCAGGAGUAAGGGCGCCUGCAACACCUUCAUCAGAAACGCCAGAAGCGGUUGUAUCGGAGCCGGUAGAAGGACAAAGAGGUGGACCUCUCAAGCGAACCACCAUUACUGAUGAAAGAGGGUAUAAAGGAAGUAACAACUUUCUGGACAAAACCUGCCCAGUCCACAUCCGCAAGGAUGGGACCCGAGAGAUAGACGGUACCCGAUACUGUUUUCUGCAGAGCUACCCUUGGUCAUUACACUACCAAGUCGCCCGCGCACCCUUCAGCUCACGUUCAAGCGAGGCCGAAAACCACAGCGAUAGUGGAGGCAAGCCCAAAAAACGCGAGCAGUUUUUCUUCGACAUCCACGAAGAGCUCCGUGCUCAAGCCCAGCCUAGCGUGAGUGGGAGAGCGAAUGGUGACGGUGACGAUAACAGGAACAUCUCUCCUGAAGAAGGCUAUUACACCAAUGUAAAUAUGAGCUCUUGUAAAAUAUCCAGGCACCCAGGCAUCGCCCUUUGUGAAAUCAAUACUGCAACCACCAACACCUACACCAAAACCAACAGUACGGCGAACAAUGGACCGCGCUACUUCCGUGUACUCCGAUUCGAAUGCAGCAUGAACUUUUUGGAUCCCAAACGGGCAACGCGCAAUAUCAUCGGACGCUGGCUAGAGGGCAAAGUGCAUCGAUGGAAGAAGGCCCUGGCCAGCAAAAAGCAACCUCAGCAGCUCAGUGGUGCAGACGCAGGGGCCCCUGAACAGACCAACCAGACUACAGCUAGGGGCAAUAACAGCAGUAGGGUCAUUCACACGAUCGACAGCAUUCUCGGAAGUCCCAGCCUCACAAUAGCUUGUAACAGCAACAGCAACGGCAGCAGCAGGCAUCCAGCGCAGGACGGCAGCGCGGGGAUUGAUGGCAUUCAGCCUGCAACUCGUGAUCUCGAUGGCACUGCCCAUAGCCUGGUGAUAGUGCAGGCGUUUUAG
This is a messenger RNA of Gamsiella multidivaricata, 1602 nucleotides long. RefSeq lists its product as uncharacterized. NCBI's taxonomy places the organism in Eukaryota, Fungi, Mortierellomycota, Mortierellomycetes, Mortierellales, Mortierellaceae. The transcript has a single exon. The record is from RefSeq and is a predicted model, not a curated record. Gene Ontology annotation, molecular function: protein binding. Bases 1 to 1602 code for a protein of 533 amino acids.